Messenger RNA from Megalobrama amblycephala (Wuchang bream), 4624 nucleotides. RefSeq names its product BR serine/threonine kinase 1a (gene brsk1a). Gene Ontology annotation, biological process: microtubule cytoskeleton organization; intracellular signal transduction; protein phosphorylation. The record is from RefSeq and is a predicted model, not a curated record. Gene Ontology annotation, molecular function: ATP binding; tau-protein kinase activity; protein serine/threonine kinase activity. Lineage: Eukaryota; Metazoa; Chordata; Actinopteri; Cypriniformes; Xenocyprididae. Gene Ontology annotation, cellular component: cytoplasm.
GUAUAAACGUUUUUUGUGCUAACGUUUUGGGAACAUUUUUAAAGAACAGAUUACUGUCUGUGAACUAACAUUCUAUUAACGUCACUUAAAGAAUGUUUUUUUAUAACAUUGAGAGAACCUUAAUAGAACGUUAGCCAAAGUCCCGAGAACAUUCCCCGUUAGGUGGGAUAUGAUACCACUUUGGAGUUCUAUGUAUUAAAAAACAACAACAACAACUGUAGCUACUACUAACUGGGACUUGUCACAGCACUUACAUAAUGUCGCCCUUUUGUUGAUUUGAUUGCUUCUAUUGUUCUCAUGUAAGUCGCUUUGGAUAAAAGCGUCUGCUAAAAAAAAGGUAGUUAAAAAAAGAGCAGGCAUUAAUGCGCCAGCAUAUAAAGUAUCAAUGUACACUCUUAAAAAUAAAGGUUCCAUAAUGGGAUUUUCGCAUUGAUGGCAUGGUUCCCCAAAUAAUCUUUACAGUUCUUAAAAAAGAACUAUUUUUAAAAAGAAUAUUUCAAAAGAAUUCCCAAGAACCUUUUACUUUAAGAGUGUAUUACCACUGAACCAUGACUGUACCGCCGUGGUAAGGGACAGAUCUGUAGCGAGAGGUGCAGUGGGGGAGUGCGUUAGGAGGGAGGGUUGAUGAUGAUGAGGAGGAGGAGGGUGUGGGACCCGGAUGCUGAUGCGAGGAACCAGAACGGAGAAAAUAACGCUUUUCAACGCAAAUAAACCGUCAAGACGGACAAGAUAUCAGCGAUCAGUGCGCAACGUAUAAAUCAGCAUCAAAAACAUCAAAUCCCAUCCCCAAAAGUGCACAGCGGAUGCGAGCGUGCGCGGGACCGGCGGGAGAGGACACGGCGGAGAAGAGAAGGAUGAGGAUGCUGCGGUCCGUGCGGCAGGAUGGAGCUCAACAUCAGCAGCAGAGAUGAAACAGAUCUGCUAGAUCCGCUACAGUGAUGCGAGAGGAAGCAGCCAAACCUGGAUCUCCUUACUGUGACAUACACGAUCGGACUUGAGUUUUGGCCAGUGUUGCUACAUAUGAAACGGGAUUAGAUUUACCUGUUUGUUUAACAGUAAAUGGUAAGAUUCUGGUUGCUUUACCUGUGAUUUGGGCCUAGCAUAAGUGUACUGAAGGCUUGUGCCCACUUAUAUAUUUUACAUACACUAGUAAAGAGGAGUUUCUAAAUGGUGUUUGUUAUGAGGUGAUAGAUAGAUCUAGAAGCACUGGUCAUAAGGAGCUACUAACAGGAUCUUAUCAAUACUGCACCUGGCUCUCUGUAAUGGCAUGCGCUGUGAAUUAAAAGUCUGAGAAGGGUGACUUUGAUUUAGGCUGCUUCUGUGGACCUAACUGUAUCUUUGCAUUGCCAUCUGUAUCUUUCCACUCGUCUACAUGACUCACAAUACAAGUCAGAGAGAUUUCAGAAUAAUUAACAGGCCCGUGUGACUGUUGCCGAGACCGAUUUUAGGGAACCCCAAGCUCAGCAUGGAUAUAUUUCCGGGUUGUUGCAGACCCCUGCAAGACUAUUGUAGAAAAACCCAGCUUAGAAACAGUAGGCUGUGAUAAAAUUGCAUGCAGUAGCAAGUUUAACAGGGAGCCAGGCCGCCACUAUGUCUAAGGAACUGUCAGUGACCCUGGCAGCUCAGUAUGUGGGGCCGUAUCGACUAGAAAAGACUCUCGGGAAGGGCCAGACAGGUCUGGUGAAACUUGGGAUUCAUUGCAUCACUGGUCAAAAAGUAGCCAUCAAAAUAGUCAACAGAGAAAAACUCUCAGAAUCUGUGUUGAUGAAGGUGGAGAGAGAAAUUGCUAUUUUAAAACUGAUUGAACAUCCACACGUGUUGAAACUCCAUGAUGUUUAUGAGAAUAACAAAUACCUGUAUUUGGUAUUGGAGCAUGUUUCUGGUGGAGAGCUGUUUGACUAUUUGGUGAAGAAGGGCAGACUGACGCCUAAAGAGGCACGAAAGUUCUUCAGACAAAUCAUAUCUGCUUUGGACUUCUGUCAUAGUCACUCCAUAUGUCAUAGAGACCUGAAACCAGAAAACCUUCUGUUGGAUGAGAAGAACAAUAUCAGGAUUGCAGACUUUGGCAUGGCCUCACUACAGGUGGGAGACAGUCUGCUGGAGACAAGCUGUGGAUCUCCUCAUUAUGCAUGUCCAGAGGUUAUCAGGGGUGAGAAAUAUGACGGUCGACGGGCUGAUGUAUGGAGCUGUGGAGUCAUUCUCUUCGCUCUGUUAGUGGGCGCACUGCCCUUCGACCAUGAUAACCUGCGGCAGCUGCUGGAGAAGGUGAAGAGUGGAGUGUUCCACAUGCCCCAUUUCAUCCCACCCGACUGCCAGGCUCUGCUGCGGGGCAUGAUCGAGGUCAACCCUGAAAAAAGACUCACGCUAGAGGCCAUCCAGAAACAUGCCUGGUAUCAAGCUGGACGCAAUGAGCCGUGUCCGGAGCAGCCGCCCCCGAGGCGUGUGUGUAUGGGCCGAAUCAUGUCUCUGACAGAGCUGGACCCGGAUGUGCUGGACAGCAUGUAUUCUCUGGGGUGUUUCAGGGACCGGGUUAAACUGGCCCAAGACUUGCAGUGUGAAGAAGAUAACCAAGAGAAGAUGAUCUAUUAUCUCCUGUUAGACCGUAAAGAGCGCUAUCCCAGCUAUGAGGAUGAGGAUCUUCCUCCCAGAAAUGACGUCGACCCUCCACGGAAGCGUGUAGACUCACCCAUGUUAACCCGUCACGGCCGCUGCCGGCCAGAAAGGAAGAGUCUGGAGGUGCUGAGUGUGACGGAGCAGGGCUCUCCCACACCCCCGCGCAGAGCGUUGGACACCUCCUCGCACAGCCAAAGAUCUCGAUCUGUUAGUGGAGCAUCAACUGGCCUUUCUUCUAGUCCUCUGAGUAGUCCCAGGAGCCCUGUCUUUACCUUCAGCGAGCCAGAGGUAGUUGCCGCCACCAAAGCGGGAAGCGGCAGCACCGCCGCUCGCCCCAAUCGAUCGCAUGAACCCAAAACGCAGACGCUUCCAUCUAAAAAUGCACCUGAACGCCCCCAACUCCAGUCCAUGAAGUCCCUCCCCCUGCCCGCCUCCACUUCCCGCUCUCCCUCCCCUUCUCCCCUCUUGUCACCCAUUCCCCGUUUCCUCUUCUUUCCUUCUCCAUCUGCAGUGCUAAAGUCGGUGACUAAAAGCUUGUAUCCCAUGUCUCAGGUCACCCCUCAGGGCUCUCCCCUGCCAACCCCCCUGGGUACCCCUGUGCAUCCCCCACCCCCCACCGCUACCCCACCCUCCUCCUCCUCUUCCUCUUCUUCCUCCCGAGCCGAGGGAGGAAAUGUGGGCGUGGGCUCACUCUCCUUGACCCCACCCUCUAGUCCAGGGGGAGGCGGUGGCAUGGCGGCCAGUAGCUCCGCCCACUGGAGGACACGCCUCAACUCAUUGAAGAACAACCUGUUGGGGUCGCCGCGGUUCCACCGCCGCAAGCUGCAGGUGCCAACCUCAGAGGACAUGUCCAGUUUAACACCAGAAUCCAGCCCAGAGCUGGCUAAAAGGUCCUGGUUUGGGAAUUUCAUCAGUUUGGAGAAAGAAGAGCAGAUUUUUGUGGUCAUCAGAGACAAACCUCUUAGUUCCAUUAAAGCUGAUAUUGUCCAUGCCUUCCUCUCUAUUCCCUCCCUCAGUCACAGCGUGAUCUCUCAGACGAGUUUCCGAGCAGAGUAUAAGACUUCUGGAGGUCCAUCUGUCUUCCAGAAGCCUGUCAAAUUCCAGGUAGACAUCUCCUUCUCUGAGGGGGAAAGAGAGCGGGAGCAGGAGAGAGAGAGGGAUGGACAGAAGGAUUUUGGAAUUUACAGUGUAACUUUUAGCCUCAUAUCAGGUCCAAGUCGCAGAUUUAGAAGAGUUGUUGAAACGAUUCAAGCCCAGUUGCUCGGUGCUCAUGAUCAGCCCAUGGCGCAAACCCUUUCAGAUGAGAAGAACGGUCGCCCUCCAAGAACACCAACCAGACAAAACUCCCGGCGCUCAGAGGGCGGAGGCGAUCGCUGCGAAUGGGUGGAGCGCGGCGAGGCCGGGGUUUUACUCCAGCGCAGGGGGUCGGGAAAAGAAAGAACCCGCCUGCUUUCCUCCAGUGGAACACAAUCACAGCCCUGAACGAGAAAAAAUAUUGUGAAUAAUCAGCUAUCCAUCAAGAUGUGAUGAGCCAUGAUAUGAGACAAAACUACUUUUUCUUUUCCCCUUCUCACCUCAGAACAGCAUGAUGGUAAAAUGUGUUUUUAAAGGAGCUUUUUGAAAGCCUAAUGAAACCAAAUACUGAUACACGAACAGUGCAAGAACAUGGGAUGCAAUGAAGCAAGAAUCAUCUCCACUGAACAAUAACUCAACAUAAACUUCUGGGAUCCGAGGAACACCUCUGAAAUUGGUUUAAUUUGUCAUCCUGGACAAUGCUUUGAUUUAUGCUGUAUUUUCUCUCAUGUGAUUUGGAUGUAAUGUGCAAAGCUUGAGUCUUUAGAGUUUGUAAUGGCAUUCAUGAAAGGUUCCGGUUGUGGGUAGCACACCAUCUGUUCCUUACAGUCCUGCUAUCUGUUUCAGCAAUCGGAGUAAUUAGAGCAACAGAGAUCUUAGUCCAAUUAGUCUGAAUUUUUAUCCUGCAAAUCAUGUUUUUAAAAAAAAAAAAAAUAUU